AUGUCGGAUCGAACACAUGCACGCCUUUUUGCUAGUGGCUUGCCAUUAACAUCACGGUGCAAUACAUCGCCAGAAAGGGCCAAAUCCGCAUAUAUAUCAAUGCCCAGCCACAUCUCAGAGCGUUUUGCAAGCGUUUCAACAUCAUUAGUUCCGGGAAACAGAAUCAGUAUACAAAAACAGGGCCAUGCAAGCGAAGGUUCUGUGAGAAGGGUUCCCUUGCGUCUUGCGAAUCUUACCACGGGAGGGAACAUUUCUGGUCGACAGGGCUUCACACUGAAUCCAUCUAUGCCGGCAGAAAACUCACUAAAGUCAUAUAUUUUUCCACGCGGUAGUCUUUCAAAACGAUUACGAUGUAUCCCGGCCUCUAAUAAUUUAUCUUCAUCACUCAGUUUGUCACAUGCGCCUUCGAAUGCACGAUUAGUACGAGCCCGCGCUGCCGCUGGUGCUGCUGACGGUUUCUUUAUUCCACCCGUACGCGCCGUUGAUGAGGGAAAGCUUGUUGUUGUACUGGACCUCGAUGAAACGCUUGUGUAUUCACGUUCUGGCAGGAUCAUUCUGCGUCCUGGGAUCAACCGACUUUUUGAUGUAUUGCGUGGACGCUGCGAAACGGUCGUCUGGACUGCUGGGGAAAAGUCUUACGCAAUGGAAGUAUUGCAGCUGAUAGAUUCUUCACACUGCGUCCAACACUGUAUUUACCGCCAUGAAAAGUGGUGGACCGAGAGACCAGGUUAUGUUAAGGACAUUGCUGCGUUGGGUCGUCCUCUUCACCAGACGAUUAUAAUCGAUAAUACACCGGAUUGUUUACGAGCGCACACCCGAAAUGCAUUGCUCGUCAGGGACUUCAGAGGCCCUUGUGGAGGAAGUUCAAGGUUUGACAACACUCUUUUUGUACUUGCAGACGUCAUUGAUGACGUUUUGAAUGGUUCAGAAAUUUCCAUUGAUGCUUUCCACGAUCACCCGCAGCUCCAACUUCGUUCUGUUGAAUGUGAAAGUGGCAGUACUAUUGAUGUACUUACGCUGAAGCAGGAUAACUUCCUUGACCCUCCAAAAGGUAAUAAUGUGAUCCCCUAUAAUACGCAAAGGGCGAGUCGACGUCGUACAAUGGUUGGAAUGUAA
Trypanosoma cruzi is the source of this 1116-nucleotide messenger RNA. RefSeq lists its product as uncharacterized. The transcript has a single exon. The record is from RefSeq and is a predicted model, not a curated record. NCBI's taxonomy places the organism in Eukaryota, Euglenozoa, Kinetoplastea, Trypanosomatida, Trypanosomatidae. The coding region runs from base 1 to 1116 and encodes 371 amino acids. Gene Ontology annotation, molecular function: phosphoprotein phosphatase activity.